Glycine soja is the source of this 1989-nucleotide messenger RNA. Its product is annotated as protein indeterminate-domain 7-like. The record is from RefSeq and is a predicted model, not a curated record. The coding region runs from base 456 to 1682 and encodes 408 amino acids. Gene Ontology annotation, molecular function: DNA-binding transcription factor activity. Lineage: Eukaryota; Viridiplantae; Streptophyta; Magnoliopsida; Fabales; Fabaceae. Gene Ontology annotation, cellular component: nucleus. The transcript is spliced from 4 exons.
AAAGACAUCCUUUUCCUCAUCCACAUUCUUCCAACCUCUCUCCUCUCUCUCUCUCUCUCUCUCUCUCGCUUCACACACACACACACUGAAACUUCCUCAAGUAGCUAUAGCAAGUAAAAUUAACUGUUCUUAGCAUUCUCUUGAAGCAUAUACUUUGAUGAUGAUGAUGCUAGUUGAUUACCAACAAGGUGUGGUUGUUUAAGAGCUAAUUAAAUUGUGGCUAGUUAUAUAGGUUUGAAGUCAAUCCAUCUCGGGAUCCAUUCACCUUUCUCUCGGCUUUUUCCUCUUUCUCUCUCUCACUCUUUGUGGCAUGUUCUCAAUAAUAUCUGAAAAGUUUGAAGAAUAGAGAAAUUAAAGCUAUAUAUUAGUAAGCAGGAUCCAUGAGCUGAAGAGAUCAGAUCCAUUCAUUCCCUAUCUCGUAUUAUCCUUUUCAGUGUUUGGUGGUGGAAGAAAAUAUGUCCAAUUUGACGUCUGCAUCCAGUGAAAUAAGUGCUUCUUCAGGAAUCAGGAAUGACAACGGUUCUUCUCUCUAUGCUCAAUAUUCCUCUACUUCAAUAAGUCAAGAACCACAACCUAAAAAGAAGCGAAGUCUUCCAGGUCACCCAGACCCUGAGGCAGAAGUGAUAGCAUUGACUCCGCGGACCCUUUUGGCAACAAACAGGUUCGUUUGUGAGAUAUGUCACAAAGGGUUUCAGAGAGACCAGAACUUGCAGCUUCAUAGAAGAGGGCACAAUUUGCCAUGGAAGCUGAAGAAAAAGAGCAGCAAAGACGACGUGAGAAAGAAAGUGUAUGUGUGCCCAGAGGCAACAUGCGUUCACCAUGACCCUUCAAGGGCCCUUGGGGACCUCACUGGAAUCAAGAAGCACUUUUUCAGGAAACACGGAGAGAAGAAAUGGAGGUGUGAGAAGUGCUCCAAACUCUACGCGGUUCAAUCAGAUUGGAAAGCCCACUCCAAAAUCUGUGGCACCAAAGAAUAUAAAUGCGACUGUGGUACCCUUUUCUCUAGGAGGGACAGCUUUAUCACUCACAGAGCCUUCUGUGAUGCCUUAGCACAGGAAAGUAGUAGAGUAGUGAACCCUCACCCUCUUCUAUCAACUCAAUUUCGUAGUCAUGGCCUUCAGCUUCAAGCACCAUCACUUCUGAAAAGAGAACAUGAUCACUUCAACUUAUUAACCUCAGAAAUUCCAUCAUGGUUAACUUCUCCAACAGUGGUAGAAGAAGCAAUAUUGCUAAACAAUCAAACCAUAAGAACCACCUCAGAUUACUUCUCCAAACCACAGUUAUUCCCAACAGCACAUGUCAACAAUAACCACUCCUUACUCCAUGAUCAAAACCCUAACCCUAAUACUACUACAACAACCACUUUUCUUUCUUCUUUGAGUUCCUUCCCUAAUUAUUCCACUUCUUCUUCUUCUUCUCCUCACAUGUCAGCGGCUUUGUUGCAAAAAGCCUCACAAAUAGGCGAAACAGUGAGCAGUGCACCUUCACAAGCGAUGCUGGUUAGACCCCACUUGUUACUGCAGCAGCAGGUUCACGUGCCCGAAUGUACAACAACAACAGCAAUUGCAACAACAGGGUAUAAUAUCAAUAUGGCUUCAUCUUCAGCCGUUUCUGGAAUGGUUAUUAUGCCUUCACGUGAAGAAAUAGGGGCUCUUGGGUUUGCUAGUGGCAUGGCAUCUUGAUCAGGGAAUAAAGCUGCUGCAAUUGCCUCUGAUUACUUGGAAAGAAGGUGCUGCCAACGUUGCAGAAGCUAGCUAGCUAUAUAUAUCAUCCAGCAUCUUCUCUCUUUUCCAUGAUAUAUGAUGGCUAUAGUAGUAUAAUAGUACUGUGCCUUCUGCCAGUGGCUAAAUUUGUGGAAGCUAUAUUAUGAAUAAGUCUGAGGGACAUGUUUAAUCUACCAAGAGAUGGAUAAUGUUAACUUUCAGGAGCUUGUUUAAAAAAAACAACACAUCAUAUAAAUUUUGACCAAUUUUCAUUUAAAUUUUAAAA